AAAGAAAGGUUACUCGUUUUCAGCUUCCCCUUUUUAUUUCUUACUUAUUAGAUGUGUCAUUUUGAGCUAGAUUAGGUGUUCCAUGGAGAAAUAUUCACUGCUGAAAAUAAUUGGAGAAGGCUCAUUUGGUCGUGCUUUACUUGUGCAGUGCAAAAACAGUGAGCAGAAAUAUGUUCUCAAGGAGAUCCAGUUGCCUCAGAAUUCCAAAUCGGAGAAUAGCAGGAGAGAGGCUGUGCUGCUGUCGAAAAUGAGACACACUAAUAUUGUUGCCUUCAGGGAGUCAUUCGAAGACGGUAACCUUCUAUGUAUUGUCAUGGAGUACUGUGGUGGUGGAGAUCUGCUUCAGAGGAUACAGAAGCAGCAAAAAGAACAGUUCUCAGUCGAUGAUAUUUUACGGUGGUUCGCUCAAAUGUGUGCGGGUGCCAACCAUAUUCACGAUAAGAGAGUUUUACACAGGGACCUAAAAUCAAAGAAUAUUUUCCUAACAGAAAAUGGGACAAUCAAACUUGGAGAUUUUGGCUCAGCGUGUGUUCUGAACAACUCCAAAGCCUUUGCUCAGACGUAUGUUGGCACACCGUACUAUGUUGCUCCUGAAAUCUGGGACAAUCAGCCUUAUAACAACAAGAGUGAUGUGUGGUCCUUGGGCUGUGUUCUGUACGAGCUCUGCACCCUCCGACACCCGUUCCAGGCGCCCAGCUGGAAGAGGCUGAUUCUGAAGGUUUGCCGGGGCACGUACCCUCCCCUCCCCAGACACCUGCCCUACGAAGUGCACUAUCUGCUCAAGCACAUGUUCAAGACCAACCCCAAAGACAGGCCCUCGCUGCACACUAUCCUCACCUCGCACAGAGCCUCCAAACUACUGCGACAACACCUGAGCCCAGAGGCUUUGGAGAGCGCGGGGCAGGAGAGACAGGGGAGGCAGGGCCGGCAGGGGAGGCAGGGGAGGCAGGGGCGGCAGGAGAGACAGGAGAGACAGGAGAGACAGGAGAGACGUGCUCAGAGAUGGAACCCAGAGGAGGGGGAGAAGGUGACCAAGCUCAUGGAAGAGAAGAGCUUAAUACAUUCAGCAACAUCAGAAGGCGUGGAGUGGUCACAGAGUGAGAGUGUGGAAGCCCCCCAGAGGAAACAGUGGACCCCCUCAGACACAGUGCUGCAGAAGAUGGCCAACGUGAGCCUCAUGUCUGCAGACACUGUGAGCUCGAGCAGAACAGAGGAGGAACACGAGGAGUCAGAGGAGAACAGGCAGAGGAGGAGAUGGAGUAGAGAGCCACCACAGAGACUGCUCAGUGUGCUGGAGAAGGCCCCACUGCACAGAGCCUUCAGCACAUUCAUCAUACACACAGCAGGCGCUGACCCCUUGACAGGACCCCUGUCUGACCAGCAGGGGGAUCACCCUGACGGGCUCAUGCAGGAGGACACGGACGAGGAGCGUCUACAGCCACGCUCUGACGACGACGACACGGACUUCGAGGAGGACUCUCCGUGUGACUGGAUGGACGAGCUGGAGAAGAUGUUUCCUCUGCAGUAAAUCUGUUUACAUCAAGAGCCAUUAAUGUCCUGUUUACAUUUCCAAUAGAACUCCUACAAGUGGGUUUGAUGCCGAGACAGGUUCAAUUAUGUAAUAACUUUCAUAAUUUAUUUUUUGGAGGUUGUAUAAGACACUCGAGAUGAUUAUGUCUAAAUCCAUGUUCUCUUAGUUGCCAAGAAUGUAUUAUUAUGGUCUUUAAUAUUUAUUUGGAAGCAUUUUUUCAGUGUUUCCUACUGAUAACCAGUGCUAAAACGGGUAAACUGAGCCAAAUAUUUCACUAAACUGCUGUACAUCUGUCACCAUAAGAGUCAGUUACACCUGCAAGCAGCAAUGAAGGGCCUUUAACCCAACUACACCUGUUGUUUGGUUGUGUACAUUAACCUGGAACAUGUGGGAAUACUAAUACAUUAUAAAAUGCAGAAUUUCUAGUCUUAAAUUAUAAACAGUUGAGCUUUAAAAUCAUUUAUUUAGAUUUGUGGAAUAAUUCACUAAUAUUCAUAAAAAUGCAUUAAAUAAGAAGUUUAAGUCAGUGGUCCCCAACCUUUUUUGCCCGAUGGACCGGUUUUAUAUCAGACAAUAUUUCACAGACCAGAGGGGUUUGGGGAGGGGGCGAAUGGGAGAAGGCGUAGUCCGGCAGCAUGGUUAAGUCCUGGCUAAAUCUUGUUUUAGUCCUAGGUUUAGACCUGUUUUUAAACCUGUUUUUAGAUCUGUUUUUAGACCUGGUUUAGACCUGGUUUAGUCCUGGUUUAGUCCUGGUUUAGUCCUGGUUUAGUUCUGGUUUAAUCCUGGUUUAGUCCUGGUUUAGUUCUGGUUUAGUUCUGGUUUA
This is a messenger RNA of Boleophthalmus pectinirostris (great blue-spotted mudskipper), 2354 nucleotides long. RefSeq names its product NIMA related kinase 3 (gene nek3). Gene Ontology annotation, biological process: protein phosphorylation. The record is from RefSeq and is a predicted model, not a curated record. Gene Ontology annotation, molecular function: ATP binding; protein kinase activity. NCBI's taxonomy places the organism in Eukaryota, Metazoa, Chordata, Actinopteri, Gobiiformes, Gobiidae. The coding region runs from base 83 to 1528 and encodes 481 amino acids. The transcript is spliced from 13 exons.